UCCAAUGCAAAUGGCUUUAUACUUUCUAUGGUGAAAGUUAAGGUUGCACCGUAAAUAAAACAAAAGCUUUUGCACUAAAGGACGAAAAAGCUGUUGCAAAAUGGAGGUUGCAAUGGUGAGUGCAGAUAGCUCUGGGUGCAACAGCCAUAUGCCCUAUGGAUAUGCGGUCCAAGCUCGGGCCAGAGAGAGAGAGAGGCUGGCACAAUCAAGAGCUGCAGCAGCUGCAGCUGUAGCAGCAGCAACUGCAGCAGUAGAAGGGGGGGCAACAGGUGGAGGUGGACCGUAUCACCACUAUCACCAGGAACAGAGUCGAGGUGCUUCUUCCUCACACGGUGGGAACGCAUCACGCAGCAGCCUGCCCAACCGCCACAGUGGUAAGAGAUGGAAGAAAGGCAAAAAGAGGAGCCACCACUUGGGAAGCAGGGAGUGUGGAGCCUCCUUCCCCUGUUCUGAGCUGCUUCCUCUCAGUGGUUCUGAAGAGAGAAUACUGAAGGACGUGAGUGAGGAGGAAGAGGAGGAUGAAGAUGAGGAUGAAGACGAUGAGGAAGAAGGAAAACUCUACUACAGUGCCGACUAUGGGGAGGAUGAGUUUUCGUACUCAGACCAGCCACCUGAUGAUGGUGGAGGCCCCGGGGGUUACAGCUCUGUUCGCUACAGUGAGUACGAGUGUUGUGAGCGUGUGGUGAUCAAUGUGUCAGGACUGCGGUUUGAGACACAACUGAAGACAUUGGCUCAGUUCCCGGAGACAUUGUUGGGUGAUCCAGCGAAGCGAGGCAGAUACUUUGACCCUCUCAGAAACGAAUACUUCUUUGAUAGGAACCGUCCCAGCUUUGAUGCCAUACUGUACUACUACCAGAGUGGUGGUCGGCUGAAGAGGCCAGUCAAUGUACCCUUUGACAUCUUCAGUGAGGAGGUGAAAUUCUACCAGCUUGGGGAGGAAGCCAUGCUCAAGUUUAGGGAAGAUGAAGGGUUUGUCAAAGAGGAAGAGGACAAAGUUUUGCCGGAGAAUGAGUUUAAGAGGCAGGUCUGGCUACUGUUUGAGUACCCAGAGAGCUCCAGUCCAGCCAGGGGCAUUGCCAUUGUCUCUGUCUUAGUCAUCUUGAUCUCCAUUGUCAUCUUUUGUCUGGAGACUUUGCCGGAGUUCAGAGAUGACAAAGAAUUCAUAAUGUCCCUGAGCUCAGGGAAGGGUCUUUCCAAUGAGUCGCUUCACUUGGACGCUGGGGAGCACACCAUCUUCAAUGACCCUUUUUUCAUUGUAGAGACAGUAUGCAUCAUUUGGUUCUCCUUUGAGUUUACAGUGCGCUGCUUUGCAUGUCCAAGCAAAGCACAUUUCCUCAAGAACAUCAUGAACAUCAUAGACAUUGUCUCCAUCUUGCCUUAUUUCAUUACUCUGGGCACUGACUUGGCGCAGGAGCAAGGCAGUAAUGGUCAACAGGCCAUGUCUUUUGCCAUCCUGAGGAUCAUCCGUCUGGUCAGAGUGUUUCGCAUCUUCAAGCUUUCCAGGCACUCCAAGGGUUUGCAGAUCCUGGGUCACACACUCAGAGCAAGCAUGAGGGAACUCGGCCUCCUCAUUUUUUUCCUUUUUAUUGGAGUAAUUUUGUUUUCCAGUGCUGUUUACUUCGCAGAAGCUGAUGAGCCUGCCACCCAUUUUCAGAGCAUCCCAGAUGCUUUUUGGUGGGCCGUGGUGACCAUGACUACUGUUGGUUAUGGGGACAUGAAACCCAUAACUGUGGGUGGGAAAAUAGUUGGGUCCCUGUGUGCCAUCGCGGGAGUGUUAACCAUUGCUUUACCAGUGCCAGUGAUUGUCUCCAAUUUUAACUAUUUCUACCACAGAGAGACUGAGAAUGAAGAACAAACGCAGCUGAUGCAAAAUGCAGUCAGUUGCCCUUACCUCCCAACAAAUUUACUGAAGAAAUUUAGAAGCUCAUCAUCUUCAUCCACAGAGGAUAAAUCAGAGUAUUUGGAGAUGGAAGAAGGAGUUAAAGAAUCUCUUUGUGUAAAGGAGAAAAAAAGUCAGGACACGGGGAACAGCAGUGAGUCAGAGAAAAAAAACUGUGUAAAUUCAAAUUCUGUGGAAACUGAUGUGUAAUUUCCAAAUAUAUUUAUUUUAUGUUUCCAAAUAUAUUUAUGCAUUAAAGAGUGCAGUGGAAAUAAUGAAAUAUGCAAAUGAGUCCGCAGCAUACAGUAGUAUGCCAUUUAAUGGUUAAAUACAAAUAAAAAAACAUUGUUAAACUUGUAUAACAUAUCAAGUAAGUGGUAGAACUUGAGGAAGGGGUUGCUAGAUCUGAUAUAACUUCAGACUGUGUUUGUUUUUUUAGAAUGCAAGUGUUUUGCACAUGAGGCUGAAAAAUUUAUUAAAACCAAGUCAGUUUUAAAGUGAGUGCAUGAACUGUCGACAUCACUAAUAACAGCUCUGUGGUAAAAGUUGGCAUUCAGAGGUAUUUACUAUGUAAGAAGCAAUGAACUUUGGAAGUCAUUUAUCUAUUUAUCAGUGCUUUAAUAGCAGCUACCAUAAAUCAUUGGAUACCAUAGUCUUGUUUUUCAAAUGGUAAAUUUAUUGUAUAAAGUUAUUCUACAGAAGAUAGAUCUAAUUUUUUUUUUUUUUCUUGGAAUCUAUAAUGCUUGUUUUUAACUGGAAAUUUACUUUGAGAAGGCUGCUGAACCUCCAGAAAUGAUUUAUUUUUAUAACUCUCUUUGGAGGCGUUGCAGCAUUUGUUGUCUAAUAACGAAAGUAAUGAAAUAAGAGAAUUGUUUAGCCUGGUCUGACUGCAAAGGCAAAAUGACUGGAAUGCUUUUUUGCACUACUUUAUAUGCUGGAGUUAUACUGAAAGAGACUUCAU
Molecule: messenger RNA, 2840 nt
Organism: Lagopus leucura (white-tailed ptarmigan)
Lineage: Eukaryota; Metazoa; Chordata; Aves; Galliformes; Phasianidae
Gene: KCNA4
Product: potassium voltage-gated channel subfamily A member 4
Exons: 1
Coding region: 101-2089 (662 amino acids)
Biological process (GO): potassium ion transmembrane transport; protein homooligomerization
Cellular component (GO): voltage-gated potassium channel complex; membrane
Molecular function (GO): protein binding; delayed rectifier potassium channel activity; potassium ion binding
Source: RefSeq, a predicted model, not a curated record